Molecule: messenger RNA, 342 nt
Organism: Ylistrum balloti
Lineage: Eukaryota; Metazoa; Mollusca; Bivalvia; Pectinida; Pectinidae
Product: variant surface antigen A-like
Exons: 1
Coding region: 1-342 (113 amino acids)
Source: RefSeq, a predicted model, not a curated record
AUGAGUAAUGGAGGAAACAGUGAGGCAAUGAGUAAUGGAGAAAACAGUAAGACAAUGAGUAAUGAAGAAAACAGUGAGGCAAUUAGUAAUAGAGAAAAAAGUGAGGCAAUAACUAAUGGAGAAAAUAGUGAGACAAUGCGUAAUGGAGAAAAAAGUGAGGCAAUGAGUAAUGGAGAAAAUAGUGAGGCAAUGAGUAAUGGAGAAAACAGUAAGACAAUGAGUAAUAGAGAAAAUAGUGGGGCAGUGAGUAAUGGAGAAAAGACAAUGAGUAAUGGAGAAAAUAGUAAGGCAAUGAGUUAUAGAGAAAACAGUGAGGCAAUGAGUAAUGGAGAAAAUAGUUAG